Uncinocarpus reesii 1704 is the source of this 2013-nucleotide messenger RNA. RefSeq lists its product as uncharacterized. Bases 1 to 2013 code for a protein of 670 amino acids. Gene Ontology annotation, cellular component: fungal-type vacuole membrane. NCBI's taxonomy places the organism in Eukaryota, Fungi, Ascomycota, Eurotiomycetes, Onygenales, Onygenaceae. Gene Ontology annotation, biological process: transmembrane transport; basic amino acid transport. The transcript has 6 exons. The record is from RefSeq and is a predicted model, not a curated record. Gene Ontology annotation, molecular function: basic amino acid transmembrane transporter activity.
AUGUUUACCUAUUUAUACAAGAAGAUAAAACAACCAAAGGCUUCAGAGCCGGCCAGAAAACAGCCAUGCCGCCAUCAAUUGUCUCUCCAGGCCUCGAGGCUAUCAAAUGAGGAGAAAAGGUAUGAUGACGCCUUGGUCGAGGGAUCGCUUCCACAACCAGUCAAGCCCACGACAGAACAAACAGUUGAGAACCAGGGUCCAUGCUCUGAAUGCAAAAAGGAGAAACACGAUAAGCGGGUCUACAGAUGGAAACUGAUAUUCGGCCUCCUUCUACCGUAUUUCCUUGCGUCGGUUGAUUUGACCAUUGUCGCUGCGGCGUUGCCGUUUAUUGCAUCGCAUUUUAAUAAAUUGGAUGAAUUGAACUGGAUUGUCACGUCGUUCACCUUGACUUCGACCGCGUUUAUCCCCGCCUUUGGCCAACUCGCCGAUGUUUUUGGGCGGCAUUUUGUUCUCCAGCUGGCCAUGUUUCUCAUGCUGAUUGGGAGUGUAUUAUGUGCUGCGGCCCAGACGUGGCCAAUGCUCCUCUUGGGACGGGCUUUGCAAGGGACAAGUUCCGCUGGAAUCAUGAAUUUGAUCCAGAUCAUUUUGGCGGAUAAGGUUAGCUUAGAGGACAAUGCAAAGAACAGCGAAUUGGAGAUAUGUUUUUGUGUUAAGUAUACCAGUGAGACAUUACUAUGCUUGGGUAUGCCUACGCUUAAAGCUAACCGCUUCAAGGUUGCCUUCCUCGCUCAUAUUUCAAUUUUCGUGCUCCUACGAAAGGAACUGGUUGGCGGCACAUAUUUCAAGAAAGGCUCAAGUCGAUCGUUAUUCCUCGAAGGUCUAAGCACUGUCGACCUCGGCGGUACAUUCCUAUUCGUAUGCGGCGUAGGCCUCAUAAUCAUCGGCACAUCCUGGGGAGGAGCAACUUACCCCUGGACCUCUCCAGCUGUUCUAGCUCCACUUAUCAUUGGCUCAAUUCUUUUUAUCUUGUUCUUCGCCUAUGAAUAUCUCCUUGGCCCCGGAAGGCUUUUGGCUCGGAGCUUUCCAAUGCAGACAGCGAUGGUGCCUUCUGAGCUGUUCCAUAAGCGAGAUAUGAUUGUCCUGGCGAUUGUUGAAUUUGCCACCGGUGCAGCUAUGUAUUCCGCCUUCUACUUUGUUGGCAUCUAUUUCACACUUGUCGAAGCCUAUUCCGCCGGAAAAUCCGGACUCCAGCUCCUUUAUUACAUCCCUGGGAUAGGAGUCGGCGUUUACGUUGCCAUGUUCAACUGCAAUGUUUGGCCAGCACAGACCUUCUAUCCUCUCAGUUUAGGAACACUGAUUGAAACCAUUGGCAUCUCUCUUAUUACUUGGGCUGUUACAACCCGCAAUGUUGCCCUUGUGAAUGGAAUGAUGGCUGUGGCGGGCGCCGGAACAGGAAUGCGCUUCAUGCCCGGUUCCCUACACGCUGCCGGGGUCUGGCCUGACAUGAUCGCACCCGCAAUGUCCGUUAUGCGAUUCUCCAUACCCUUUGGCGGAACUCUGGCCCUGGCAAUCAUGGGCAGUGUUUUCAAUAAUAAAAUGGCACCUGUCUUUCGCGCCACGAACGCAGGCCCAAAUCAACACAUUGGCUCAAAUUCGGGGCAAAGCCUAGACUCGAUUAAUGAGCUGCCGGGGGCAGUACAAGAACUGGUGCGCAACACAGCCAAAGACGCGGUGAUGUGGGCAUUUAUUUCUAUUGCACCGAUAAUGGCGAUCGGCCUUGUGGCGGUUAUCUUUCUUGGGAACGUAUGGAUAAAGUCCGACAAAGCAAAAGAGGCUGUGGAGAGGGCUAAACGGGAGAACACUCAUGACGAUGGAAUUGUUAGCAGUGAGGUUAUUGAUAAACCCUUUAUGUGGGCUAGAACUGUUGAGGAGAAUAAGUACAUUAGCACUCCUUUAUCGAAAGCCGAGAAGGCGAGACAGGCUCAAGCAAUACUCGAGGAGAAGGCUCGUCUACGUGCACGGAGAAGCAAAAAUCAACACCUUGGCCUUGAUGCGGAACGUGCAGCUGUUUGA